Malassezia globosa CBS 7966 is the source of this 1833-nucleotide messenger RNA. RefSeq lists its product as uncharacterized. Lineage: Eukaryota; Fungi; Basidiomycota; Malasseziomycetes; Malasseziales; Malasseziaceae. Gene Ontology annotation, molecular function: ATP binding; phosphoribosylaminoimidazole carboxylase activity; metal ion binding. The transcript has a single exon. The coding region runs from base 1 to 1833 and encodes 610 amino acids. The record is from RefSeq and is a predicted model, not a curated record. Gene Ontology annotation, biological process: 'de novo' IMP biosynthetic process.
AUGGACGGAGGACGUUGCAUUGGUGUGCUAGGUGGCGGACAGCUUGGUCGCAUGCUGUCGGAGGCGGCAUCGCGCCUGAAUGUGCCAAUACGAUUCCUCGAUGUGGGCGAGCACAGCCCAGCUAAGCAGCUGGUGAGUGUGCCGGCGUCCAUGCCAGGUCCACAGCAUGUAGAUGGGAGCUUUGUUGAUAAGGCAAAGAUUCGCGAGCUCGCCAAGCAAGUGGACAUACUGACUGUGGAAAUUGAACAUGUGGAUGCGGACCAGCUGCAAGCUGUGCUGGAUGAAGGCCUUGUCCAAGCUGUGCAUCCGGCGCCAUCGACUGUGCGGCUCAUCCAAGACAAAUACCUGCAGAAGAAGCAUCUGAUGCAGCACAAUAUCCCGGUUGUUGAGUCAGUUGCCAUCGAUGCCGGCAGCGACAUGAUCGCCAAUGUGCAGCAGGUAGCGCAGCAAUUUGGCCUGCCCCUCAUGCUCAAGUCUCGCACAGAGGCAUAUGAUGGACGAGGCAACUUUGUCCUUACAAGUAUCGACCAGGUGCAUACCGCGAUCGAUGCUUUGGGUGGCGGAUCGCGCCCCUUGUAUGCGGAGAAGUGGGCACCGUUCGAGAAGGAGAUUGCCGUGAUGGUGGUACGCAGUUCGACAGGGACCGUCUCCUCGUAUACGGCGGUAGAGACAGUGCAUGAGCACAGCGUGUGCCACAGGGUGUACGCGCCGCUGCGUACUUCGAAACCUGAGCUGUCGGAGCGCGCACAGCGAAUUGCAGAGAAGGCGGUCGCCACGUUCGAAGGUGCGGGUAUUUUUGGCGUUGAGCUUUUCCUGCUUCGUGAUGGCACGAUUCUGCUGAAUGAAAUUGCGCCGCGACCUCAUAACAGCGGACACUAUACCAUCGACGCAUGCGAAACGAGUCAGUUUGAAAACCAUCUACGAGCGAUUCUUGGUUUGCCCCUCGGCAGUACGGCACUCAAGGUGCCUGCUGCUGCGAUGCUCAACAUAUUGGGUCUUGCUGAUGUGCGGAACGAUAGUGAAGCUGUGGCCAAGACCUUGGCGCCUGCGGUGCGCAGUCUAUCGGUACCCGGCACUACGGUGCACCUGUAUGGCAAGAGUGGAUGUCGUCCUGGCCGCAAGAUGGGCCAUAUCAAUGUGGUGGGCCUUAGCGAUGAACAAGUGCACGAACGAAUGUCUCUUUUGCUUGACGAGCUAUCGCGAGCGAAAGAAGCUGUGAAGCAGCAGCAGCCGUGGGACUUUGCCAGUGCGAAGCAGCGUGCAGCGAUGCCUGUGCCAGGAAAGCCCCAGGCACCGCAAGACUUCUCGCAUCCUCAGCCGCUGGUCGGCAUCAUCAUGGGCUCUGACUCUGAUCUGAGCGUGAUGAUGUCGGCAGCACAGAUACUGAAGGACUUUGAGGUGCCAUUCGAACUUACCAUUGUAAGCGCACACCGCACGCCUGACCGCAUGCGCGAGUAUGCUCGAAGUGCUCGUUCUCGGGGCCUUCGAGUGAUCAUUGCCGGUGCAGGUGGUGCGGCGCAUUUGCCCGGCAUGGUGGCAGCGCAAACAUGUCUACCAGUGAUUGGUGUGCCGGUGAAGGGGCGCACGCUCGAUGGGGUUGACUCGCUGCAUAGUAUUGUGCAGAUGCCACGAGGCGUGCCGGUAGCCACUGUCGCGAUCAACAACAGUGUGAAUGCCGCGUUACUAGCCAUUCGGAUCUUGGGAACGAACAUUCCGUUGUAUGCGGACAAAAUGGAGCGGUACAUGUACGAUAUGGAAAUGGGUGUGAUGGAGAAGGUCGAGCGCCUCGCUGACCAGGGCUGGCAGUACGGCCAACCUCAUACUGUCGCUUGA